Chrysochloris asiatica (Cape golden mole) is the source of this 1188-nucleotide messenger RNA. RefSeq names its product RNA-binding motif protein, X chromosome-like. The coding region runs from base 1 to 1188 and encodes 395 amino acids. The record is from RefSeq and is a predicted model, not a curated record. The transcript has a single exon. Gene Ontology annotation, biological process: positive regulation of mRNA splicing, via spliceosome. Gene Ontology annotation, molecular function: RNA binding. Gene Ontology annotation, cellular component: spliceosomal complex. Lineage: Eukaryota; Metazoa; Chordata; Mammalia; Afrosoricida; Chrysochloridae.
AUGGUUGAAGCAGAUCGCCCCGGGAAACUUUUCAUUGGCGGGCUCAACCCUGAAACCGAUGAAAAAGCCCUCGAGGCUGCGUUUGGCAAGUAUGGCCGAAUCAUCGAGGUGCUCUUGAUGAAAGACCGAGAAACCACCAAGUCAAGAGGCUUCGCGUUCAUCACCUUCGAAAGUCCAGCAGACGCCAAGGCCGCCGCCAGAGACAUGAACGGCAAGUCCCUGGAUGGUAAGACCAUCAAAGUGGCCCAGGCCACCAAGCCGGCGUUUGAGAGCAGCCGCCGGGGCCCGCUGCUGCCUCGCAGCCGCGGUCGCCCCAGGGGCCUGCGUGGGCUCCGGGGGGGUGGUGGCCUACGCCGACUCCCUUCCCGGGGCGGACCGGCAGAUGAUGGCUCCUACGCCGACGAUUUCGACCUGCGGUCCUCCAGGGCCCCGAUGCCCCUGAAGCGCGGGCCGCCGCCGCCGCCGCGCCGAGCUGGGCCGCCCCCUAAAAGGGCCGCGCCGUCGGGCCUAGCUCGCAGCAGUGGCGGCGGAAUGCGCGGGAGGGCUCCGGCCGCGCGUGGAAGAGAAGGUUAUGCAGGCCCGCAGCGCCGGGAGCCGCCGCUCCCACGACGGGACGCGUACCUGGGUCCCCGGGAGGAGGGCUACUCGCCCCGAGAUAGCUACUCCAGCCGCGAGUACCCGAGCGCCCGCGACCCCAGGGAUUUCGUGCCCUCGCCGAGGGAAUACACCUACCGCGAUUACGGCCACUCCAGUGCCCGCGACGACUGUCCAUCGAGAGGCUACAGCGACCGAGACGGCUACGGGGGCCGCGACCGUGGCUACUCGGAUCACCCGAGCGGAGGCUCCUACCGCGACAUCUUCGACAGCUACGGGGACCCGCGCAGCAGCGCCCCGGUGCGCGGCCCGCCGCCAUCUUACGGCGGGAGCGGGGGCGGCCGCUACGAGGAGUACCGGGGCUGCUCCCCCGACGCCUAUGGCAGUGGCCGCGACAGUUACGCCGGCGGCCGGAACGACCGCUAUUCCAGGGGCCGCGAACGGGUAGGCCGAGCAGAUCGUGGGCUGCCCCAGUCCGUGGAAAGGGGGUGCCCUCCACGCGAUUCCUACAGCAGGUCGGGCCGCCGGGUGCCCAGGGGCGGAGGCCGCCUUGGAAGCCGUCCUGAGAGAGGGGGAGGCCGAAGCAGAUACUGA